Cottoperca gobio is the source of this 3809-nucleotide messenger RNA. Its product is annotated as transcriptional repressor CTCF-like. Gene Ontology annotation, biological process: regulation of transcription by RNA polymerase II. The transcript is spliced from 13 exons. Gene Ontology annotation, cellular component: nucleus. The record is from RefSeq and is a predicted model, not a curated record. Gene Ontology annotation, molecular function: DNA-binding transcription factor activity, RNA polymerase II-specific; RNA polymerase II cis-regulatory region sequence-specific DNA binding. Bases 164 to 2464 code for a protein of 766 amino acids. NCBI's taxonomy places the organism in Eukaryota, Metazoa, Chordata, Actinopteri, Perciformes, Bovichtidae.
UGUUAGGCCCACUCUUCCUAAGCGGGAGAAAAUUAUUAGUCCGGCGCUCAGCACGUACGGAUGUUCACUCCGGGACUGAAGGGAACAACCACACAUACACCGAGCAUCCAACUGAAUAUAUCGGGGGAAAGAAGCAACUGGGAGUGUUAGCUGGCCCGUUGCCAUGGAGGGUGAGGCUGUUUCCAUGGAGUCCAAUGCUGCACUGGGUCCUGAAGGAAAGGUCCUGCCAGAGGGUGGAGAUGCUUUGUUACAAGGGGCAGCCAUAGCUGGGGAGGUGGCUGAUAACAUGGAUAUGAUGGUGAUGGGCGCCCUGGAUCCCACUCUGCUGCAAAUGAAGACAGAGGUGCUGGAUGGCGGCGGCACGGUGACUGUUACUGGUGGAGACGAGGGUCAGAUCAUCACGCUACAGGUGGUGAAUAUGGAGGAGCAGGCAGGAGCUGCAUUAGGUCUUGGUCACCUUCAGCUAGUGCAGGUACCCGUCACAACUGUAGAGGGGCUCCAUGCCACCUUUGUUGAUGUAUCAACCGCUAACAAGGACACAGAGCCGGUUAUCUGCCACACUCUUCCCUUGCCCGAGGGCUUCCAGGUUGUAAAAGUGGGAGCCAAUGGUGAGGUGGAGACUGUAGAGCAGGAGGAACUCCAAGCAGCCCACGAUGAACUUCAAGGGGCAAGGGGAGAGGAAGAGGAGGAGGAAGAAGAGCCGGCCGAAAUAGAAACCACUGUGUCUCUGCAAGACGACCCAGAAUGGACCAAGGACCCAGACUACCAGCCCAUUUCUGGUCUCCGUAGUAAAGGGAAGAAAGGAAAGAAGAGCCGUCUGCGCUACGGGGAGGGCGAUCGUGACAUGGAUGUUUCUGUGUACGACUUUGAGGAAGAGCAGCAGGAGGGGAUGCUUUCAGAAGUGAAUGCAGAGAAGGUUGUGGGCAACAUGAAGCCACCAAAGCCAACCAAGAUCAAGAAGAAAGGUGUAAAGAAGACUUUCCAGUGCGAGUUGUGUAGCUACACCUGUCCAAGGCGCUCCAACCUGGACAGACACAUGAAGAGCCAUACAGAUGAGAGACCACAUAAAUGUCAUUUGUGUGGACGGGCCUUCCGAACAGUCACACUGCUGAGAAACCAUCUCAAUACACACACAGGCACUCGGCCACAUAAAUGCACAGAUUGCGACAUGGCAUUUGUGACCAGCGGUGAGCUAGUGCGUCAUCGUCGCUACAAACACACUCACGAGAAGCCCUUCAAGUGCUCCAUGUGUGACUAUUGCAGCGUGGAGGUGAGUAAGUUGAAAAGGCACAUCCGCUCUCAUACAGGGGAGCGGCCCUUCCAGUGCAGUCUGUGCAGCUAUGCUAGCAGAGACACUUACAAGCUGAAAAGACACAUGAGGACACAUUCAGGUGAAAAGCCGUACGAGUGCUACAUAUGCCAUGCCCGUUUCACACAGAGCGGCACCAUGAAGAUGCACAUUCUGCAGAAACACACGGAGAACGUGGCCAAGUUCCACUGCCCACACUGUGAUACUGUCAUCGCACGCAAGAGCGACCUUGGUGUUCACUUGCGGAAGCAGCACUCAUUUAUUGAGAAGGGAAAGAAAUGCCGUUACUGUGAUGCUGUGUUUCAUGAGAGAUACGCUCUCAUCCAGCACCAGAAGACUCACAAGAAUGAGAAACGCUUCAAGUGUGAACAGUGUGACUACUGCUGCAGACAGGAACGCCACAUGGUAAUGCACAAGCGUACACACACAGGGGAGAAGCCGUUUGCCUGCAGCCAGUGUGAGAAGACAUUUAGGCAAAAGCAGCUUCUGGACAUGCACUUCAAGCGCUACCACGAUCCAAACUUUGUCCCCACUGCCUUCGUCUGCAGCAAGUGCAACAAGACGUUCACCCGCCGGAACACCAUGCUGCGUCACACUGAAAACUGUACAGGUGAAGUUGAUGAUGAGGAAGAAGAAAAUGGAACUCCUGCACCCAAAAAGGCUCGUCGGGGCAGGAAGCGAAAGAUGCAGGCCAGGCGGGACGAAGAAGACACAGAGGAUGAACUGGAUGAAAUAGAGGAGGAAGAGGAGCUAAGUGAGCUUGAGGUGGAACAGGCCCCACCAGUCGUCCCUAUCCCAGCCCCUGUGGAGCCCCCAGUCAAGAGGAAACGUGGACGACCACCAAAGAGCAAACCAGACAUAGGACCAGAAUCUGACAUGAAACUCUUCACAGCGGCUGCUAUCAUCCGUGUGGAGGACGAGGCCACUGGAGAGGUGGAUGACAUAAUUGUGAAGAAGGAGGUUGGAGUGGAUCAAGUUGACCAGGAUGAUGGUAACGAUGGAGCUGUAGAGCAGGUGGUGGUUGGAGGAAAGUCAACCAUCCAGCUGGAAGUGAUGCCCCAGGAAGAGGGAACAUCAGCGGAGGUGCAGCUGGCUGAGCCCCCACCUAACGGAGACCUGACCCCUGAGAUGAUCCUCAGCAUGAUGGACCGGUGAUGGAUGUCGGGGUCGAACCUGUGAACCCACACGGAGCCCUGAUCACGUCUUCAUUUUUUAAUUCUUGGCAUUUAGGAUUACAAACGCUUGCCUCCUGCACAGGAACAAACAUCACUGUUGUAAUUUAAGAUUUGCUUUUUAAUCAUGUAUUGAUAAAGAGUUUGAGUGAAAACAAUAUUUUUAAUAAGGAUUUACCUACCAAAAAAGUACAUGUGGGUUUGGGGUGGCUGUAAUUCACAGCAGUAUCUUAUGCCUUCUAGUUGUUAUGCGUUAGAAAACAGCUAGGCUACAUUAUGUACAUUUCAACGAUCGAUAGUCCGUUAAACAUGUAUUAACACGGUAGAGCAACUCUUUCCUAAAUCUAGACUGCAUGUCAUUUUACAAAAGAUCUGGUGUAACAUUUUUAUCUUUUAUUGUAAGCUCUGUUUUGUUUGUUUUACUUGUUGUACAUCUGUGUGCCAUUGAGUAAAAGUUGUAAGUAGAUAGCAGUGCACCCAUAAUGUGGACUUUGCGCUAAUUUCUUGCCAGUCAAUGUUCAAUAUCUUCACUGAAGAGCUCCAUUUACUCUCAGUUCGGACUAAAAAAACUGCGCUCCACUCAAAUUUAAGACAAAUUGGCUAUUUGGGGUUGACUUUUUAGAGCAAGAGAUCGAAAAGAAAAGAACAUGAUCAAGUUUAAAAUAUUAAAAAAUCCCUGAAAACGUCAUCAAAAAAUGUCAGCUUGCAGAAACCGAGGCGACUUUCAGGUAGCUGAAACUGCCGUUAAUCACAGCCACUCAAGAGUUUUUAAGAAUUUUUAUUUUUCUGUGGUUAGUACUGUUUUCUUUGCCAAUUCCUAGUUUUUAAAAGCUUAAUAGACUGCUUAUCUUAUGCUCCUUUCUUGCUACUGUAACACCCCUAAAUGACUUGUGUGUACUAAGCAUUGUCACUGAUAAGCUUAAGGAAAGAACAUUGUUUUACUCCCUUUUGUAGCCAUUCCACUUUGGGUUGAUGUUUUCCUUUUGUACCGUUGGCAAUGCAAUGCGAUGUAGCAGCUUGAAUUACAUUUUAAUAACGGUGUGGCAGACGAGAACAGAUGUAUGACUGUACAACCAAUAAAAUGAAAUUUAAAAAGUAGACAUUGCGACUGUUAUAGAUUUCUGCAGCUGUAAUCAUAAAUAUUUAAAAUCAGUCUUGUUUUGGAGAAGUUAUCAUGCGUGUUAGUGGUACAGUUACAGACUAAGAAAGUAUGGCUAGAAACAUUGUUUAUCAAAAUUAGCUGAGAAACAACUGAGUGCUAACACACAAAGUGUAUCAGUGUAUUUUGCUUGCAAAUCUAUUUUAUUAAAUGGACGACUUGAUAUCAA